CUACGACCUCUCCCGCCGCUUCCGGCAGCAGUGAAAGCAUGGCGGCGGAGGGGAGCUUCGGCCAGAUGGGCCUGGACGCGCGGCUCCUGCAGGCGGUGGCAGAGCUGGGCUGGGCCGCGCCCACCCCCAUCCAGGCGAAGGCGGUGCCGCUGGCGCUGGAGGGGAAGGACCUGCUGGCCAAGGCCCGCACCGGCUCCGGGAAGACGGGCGCCUAUGCCCUGCCGCUGCUGCAGCGCCUGCUGGACGCCAAGGCGGCAGCGCUGGUGACGGAGCAGGCAGUGCGCGGCCUGGUGCUGGUGCCCACCAAAGAGCUGGCCCGGCAGGUGCUGCAGAUGCUUCGGAGGCUGGCCGCCUACUGCGCUCGGGACAUCCGCACCCUCGACUUGGCCGGUCCAGAGGACCUGGGCGCCCAGAGGCCCCUCUUGAUGGAGAAACCAGAUGUGGUGAUAGGAACGCCAUCACGGGUUUUGGCACAUGUACAAAUGCAAAACUUGAGACUGCAGAAUUCGUUAGAAAUUUUGGUGAUAGAUGAAGCUGACUUGCUUUUUUCAUUUGGCUUUGAGGAAGAUUUGAAAAAUCUCCUCUGCCAUUUGCCCAAGAUCUACCAGACCUUCAUCAUGUCAGCUACCUUCAACGAGGAUGUCCAGACACUGAAGGAGCUGGUACUGCACAACCCGGUGACUCUCAGGCUGCAAGAAGCACCCUUGCCAGAUAGCUCCCAACUGAGCCAGUUCCAGAUCCAGUGCGAGACUGAAGAGGAGAAAUUCUUGCUCCUCUAUGCCCUCCUGAAGCUUUCCCUGGUGCGGGGGAAAGUUCUCCUCUUUGUCAACAGGAUUGACCGCUGCUACCGCCUCAAACUCUUCCUGGAGCAGUUUGGGAUCGCUGCCUGCGUCCUCAACUCAGAGCUGCCUGCUCAGUCCCGAUGCCACAUCAUCAGCCAGUUCAAUCGGAGCGUCUACAAUUACAUCAUUGCCACAGAUGAGCAGCACCUGGCAGAACCAGAGGAGAGUGGCAGGAAAAGGAAGAAGGGCACAAAAGGAGAAAAGGGCAAAGAUCAGGAAUAUGGUGUCUCCCGAGGCAUCGACUUCCACAACGUGUCUGCGGUCUUCAACUUUGAUUUCCCCCCCUCCUUUGAAUCCUACAUCCACCGAGCAGGCAGGACAGCCCGUGUUCACAACCCAGGCACUGUUCUGACCUUCGUCUUGCCCUCUGAGCGGCUUCUGCUUGCCAAGAUUGAAGAGGUGCUUACAGCCGAGAGCACAAGCAAGUGCACCUUGACGCCCUACCAGUUCCGGAUGAGGGAGAUCGAGGGACUCCGCUACCGAUGUCAGGAUGCCAUGCGGUCAGUAACCAAGCAGGCUAUCAAAGAAGCCCGACUCCGUGAAAUCAAAGAAGAAUUGCUCAACUCGGAGAAGCUGAAGUCCCUCAGGGUCUCCGGCCAGCAGUCCCAGCCCUGGCUGGGAAACGCAAGCGGCGGAAAUGCCCGGCCUCCACUAGCAAGGGCCAGAGGAACCCCUUGCACAGCUUCAGGAGCACCAAGAAGAAAUUUCGGACCUUGGCCAAGGCCAAAUAAGCCACCGGCUCCUGCCAGCGGUGGAAUGAGUGAAAGAGACAGAAACUGGCUUCCAUUCCUCCGAUGUCAGAAGUGCCAUGAAGCUGCUCUGACCCACUUUCAGUUUUUUUUUUUUUUAAGAGUCGCUUAGCUCCUCUGCCAAGUGCCCCUGGCUAAAUAAAUUGCAAAGGCCGAGAAAAAACCCCGUUUCCUGAGAGGCCCCUGCUCCUUUCUGACUUCUGCUCUGUUACGUGCUCUGGUGCGGAUGGCAUGUCAAGGAGCAGACGACUGGGGAUGGCCAUCCCGUAAACAACUCAGCCUGACGAUCAUUCAGCCUUGAAUUGCUCAAGGAAGCACACCGGGAACCAGGGCAGGUCAUGGAACAAAGGCGUACCCGGCUUCACAUAAACAGAAUCUACAUGCAUGGGAUGGCCUGUAUGACAGUGUGAAACUGCUGGUCGGCCUGUUGCCAGGAAAAGCUCUCGUUCUUCCCAGCAAGCUGAAGCAGCCGACCCCAGGGCACCUUGACAACCAGUGGGCUGGGAUGGCAGCUGGCGGACUCUUGCCCGGGCUGGUGGCUUUUAUCAGGCGCCAAGGCCAGGACAUGAUUGUAAACCUUGAAGUUGCAGGAUAAGGAGCUCAGGGUGUCGCCUUGCGUGGCCUCGCCUGAUGUGACGUUGUACAGCAAGGAUCAGGAGGGCAAGCAGGGCCCCAGAAAUGCCACACACACCCCUUUGAGGGUCUCGAUAGUCUCCAUCAUUUGUACAACCCCCAAAUUUCACCUAGCAAGCAGGGUGUGUGUGUGUUUCCUAAUUCUAUUAAAGGGCCAGAGCUAUUUUGGUGCGAUGCUUCAGAGAGGAGGCAGGAAAAGGCUGGGGGCAGAUGGUAUGCCAGGAAGGCAGACGGCAAGGCCAUUCAGUAGGGCUUGGCAUCCUUGGAUGGAAGGGAAGGAAAGGACCCCCUUCAUCAGCAGAUCACUUUGGAUUUUGUGCUUGUGAUGGAAAAAAAAAAUUCUUUUGAGUUUUGCCGAUUAAAUAAAUUUGAUAUCGAAAUGGUUAA
Molecule: messenger RNA, 2611 nt
Organism: Thamnophis sirtalis
Lineage: Eukaryota; Metazoa; Chordata; Lepidosauria; Squamata; Natricidae
Source: RefSeq, a predicted model, not a curated record